AUGCCCUAUCCUAAAAUCUCGAUAAGGUUUUGCACCAAAUGCAAGUGGAACCUUAGGAGCGCUUGGUAUCUUCAAGAGCUACUACAAACUUUCCAGUCCUCUCUAGGCGAAGUUUCCCUUAUUCCCGGGGAAUCAGGCGAGUUCCGUGUUCUUGGCUACAAAGAACACGACCAGCCAGAGGUUGUAAUAUGGGACCGCACUGUCGAUGGGGGCUUCCCGGACAGCAAGUACUUGAAGCAAAAGGUAAAACAGCUGCUUCUUGAUGCAGACGACCAAGACCAGCUCGGUGCUCACAUCACUAGAAAGGCGCAAACAAAGAGCUUGGUAGACAAAGCAGACUGUAGUUCUUCCGGCCAGUGUCUCGAUUGCGAGACCUGA
This is a messenger RNA of Lachancea thermotolerans CBS 6340, 378 nucleotides long. RefSeq names its product SelT/SelW/SelH family protein. NCBI's taxonomy places the organism in Eukaryota, Fungi, Ascomycota, Saccharomycetes, Saccharomycetales, Saccharomycetaceae. The record is from RefSeq and is a predicted model, not a curated record. The transcript has a single exon. The coding region runs from base 1 to 378 and encodes 125 amino acids.